AUGGCGCAUCAGCUUGAUUUCAAGAAUAAAAAAUACGAACAGUGGGUGAAAGCUGGACUUGGAGUAGAAUAUCUAGGAGAAGGACUGUACCCAUUUUGCGACGAGGUUGUAACGCGACAGCAUAAUGAUAUCUUAGAUACCAUUAAACAGACAAAAAACCUAUCGACUGUGACAUGUGGUCAAUGCAAUCUGAACAAACUGAAACCAGACCAUGUACAAACAGGAAACAAGCAAUGUCCGUUAAGCCAAGCUAACUGUAAUUGCUUGCAUCCAUCUGGAAAACAACCUUGUCCAAACGAUGUAUGUGGUGCUAUCUAUGACCAUAUUGUGACCAAUUAUGGGUCUACACCACCAGCUCCUUAUUGGAGAAAUACUGAGGCAAAGUGGUGGUGUACUGAUCCAUGGAGUGUAGCUAAAUGUUUCAUCAAUUCCCCCGUACAUUACGAUAUAAUUGACUGUACAGGGUUUUUACGCUUGAUUAUAAAUAACCAGGGUUUUCACAAUCAUAUCCAGUGUACAAUUAAUGGAACUGAUGUCUUCUCAAAGGUAUUACAGUACAGUAACGAGAUUUUUCAUUCGAGUUCUAUGGAGUUAGAAGAAAACACUGCCAAUACUUACAUUGAUGCUAUGAUAGCUAUUCUACAAGAUGACAAGGAACUGAAAACACGAGAGUAUGCGCAAAACGCAGUACAGAAGCUUCUAGAGUUAAAGAAAGACGAUUUCAUAAUUCCAACAAAAGAUGAAUUACAUAUGGCCAAUGCGUCCAUGGCGUCAAUUUCUGGUACGACAGAGGAGUUCGAAAGCAAAUUACAGGUAAAUCUAGGAAACGAAAUGAAAGAGCUCAAGACAGAACAGCCUCGUCAACGUGAUUUAG
Messenger RNA from Mercenaria mercenaria, 874 nucleotides. RefSeq lists its product as uncharacterized. The transcript has 4 exons. The annotation marks the transcript as partial. NCBI's taxonomy places the organism in Eukaryota, Metazoa, Mollusca, Bivalvia, Venerida, Veneridae. The record is from RefSeq and is a predicted model, not a curated record.